Molecule: messenger RNA, 2096 nt
Organism: Octopus bimaculoides (California two-spot octopus)
Lineage: Eukaryota; Metazoa; Mollusca; Cephalopoda; Octopoda; Octopodidae
Biological process (GO): intracellular signal transduction; ubiquitin-dependent protein catabolic process
Cellular component (GO): ubiquitin ligase complex
Molecular function (GO): protein binding
Source: RefSeq, a predicted model, not a curated record
GUCACAUGCUGUAAACAAUUUCAAAGUUAGCAGCCAGGUAAACAAAUUCCUUCAGCUUCUUGUCAUUCUCAGUUGCCAAGACAACAUACUUUUCUAUGCUCCCCGGACGUAAAAAAGACUUCUGAAAUUCUCUGUUGCCUGGAAAAAUACACCUUUGGUCAUUCUCAACUCACUGGACAACAUACUUCUGGUCAAGCAAUUCUUCUCUUCAAUCGUUUAAACUUCACUGACCACAGAGUUCUGCUUCGUUUUCUUUUCUUGUCUGUGGCAUUUGGUUUGCUAUCAAGAUUCUUUUACAAAUUGGAAAAUUCCUUUAUAUGAGCUGAGUUCCCUCAGAUUCAAAACUGUGGCUCACUACUUCCCUUUCUGUUGUACAAGUUUUAGUGUUUCCUCAGAUCCACAGGUCUUUGGCUUCAGUACUCCAUCUUCUUUGGCCAACAGAACCUGAAUCACUUCUCCUCAAACAAAUCCCUACCACUUCACUUUAACAUCUGUUUUCUACAAUAAUUCAAAUGAAGAUGAUGAGCUGCGUCCAGUCCCCUGAUUUAAAAGAAGAUGCUCAGGACCAUAGUGGAAACCCUGAACCCCGGGGCACUGACACGACUCUCACCCCUAUGAUGACAUCUUCCGAAUUUCUGCUGAACUACGACCUCCAGGCCAUGGGGAACUCAAAGUGGAGUAAGAACGAAGCAGCAGUACUUGGAAUGCCACAGCGUGAGCGCCGGCUGCACCUUGCUGUGAUGGGCAAUGAACGGGAGACUGUGCGCAACCUUAUUCUGGAAGGUGCAGACAUAAACUACCCUUGGAGCAAUCCUACAGUUCCCAGUGUGAAGGACAGCACCACACCUCUUUUGGCUGCUGUCUCAUUGAAUCAUGUUGAUAUUACUAUGAUCCUUCUAAAUGCUGGUGCCAAUGUGAAUCUAGCAGACCGUAAUGACUGUACACCUCUCUACAAGGCAGCCUAUCAUGGUCGUCCUCACUUGGUAGAUAUCCUAGUUCAGGCUGGUGCUGAUAUUAAUCGUGCUGAUAAAGAUGGACAGACACCCCUCUAUAUCUGUGUACAGAAUGCUAUUGUGCAUUCCAGCUUUGCUACUGUACAGAAGCUACUCACUGCCGGUGCCUCUCUUGAUAAAUGUGACAAUUCUGGCAAGUCCCCACUGAAUGUGGCUGCCCACUGGAAGUUAAAGGACAUGAUAAGUAUCCUACUGACCGCGCACAGUGAUGUAAACAUGACUGAUAAACGGGGCCACACCCCGCUCUAUGUGUGUGUCAGCUCAUUGAGCACCGGCCUCUACAAGGAAGACCUGAAAUACCAAGUGCCGUGCAUCAAGGUGUUGUAUUGUGCUGGCUGUGACAUGCUCAAUCUUGUUGACUGGCUGAAAUGGAAAGGUCCCGGCAUCCCACCUGAGCUGCUGUCUGACAAGGGUGACGAAGCGUUCUUUGAGUGGUACACCACCAGCAUACGGUCACCGCACUCCCUCUGCAACUUGUGCCGUAAGGUCAUCCAACAGACUCUGUGUGCAAAUAAUUCCUCACAGGACUACAUGAAGCUUGUAUCAACUUUACCACUGCCUCACAAACUGCGUGUUUACCUGUCUCGCAAAAUGUUUCACUUGCCCACAUCCUGAUAAAGAUGACUGAUUCCAUGUAUGGGAGAGAAGGAAGGAGUGCGUGAGAGAGAGAGAGAGAGAGAGAGAGAGAGAGAGGUUAGGUGGAAUGGUGUAGGGAUGAGCAGCAGUGGUUCAGGGGUUAUUUCCAUGGUGGUGGUGGUAGUGGUGGUUGGGGAUGGUUAUAAGGGUUUGGAGCUAAGAACUUGGAAAAUAGGGGUUUAAUGAUGGGGAGAGAUAAUCUGGGGACUGAAUCGAGUAGACUCCCUACAUGUAGACUGACACCAGCUCCACCACCAUUAUGUUGCUACGCCAGACCACAGCACCACCACUUACCUCAUAUACACUCUUACCACUCCUACCACGAAAUUACUUUCACACACCACCACCACCACCACCACACUAUAACACACCCCUGCCACACUGAUGCCAUCACCACCACCUCCCCAUCAUGUAUGUUCCACUUUUAGUUGUAUUUUUUAAAACUGC